UAGGAUUUUUUUCAUAAGUAUGUUUAGAGGAGUACAUCGAUUUUAUUUUAGACUUCGUCUCGAAAAAGUUUGUGUGAAAAGUGUAAACUGAUCUCACAUGGGCCAAAAUAUUAAAUAAUUAAAAGUUUUUUCACCGAUAUUCAGGAUUAACAAGACUUUCGUUUUCGACAUUACUAUUUAAAACUGCUGUCACUGCCAUCUAUGACUCAACUGAAAGUUAUUCUUUUCUACUUUAGCCCAGUUUUUCGGCCAGUGUUCACUAUAUAAUAUAACGGCGAACUGAGGUCUGCGGAGCACACAGAAUUCUACACAGGCUGACACACAGUGCAGUAGACUACGGCAGACAUGGCAACGUCAAUUAAAGAAGUGGACUUGUCCAACAAAAGGCUACAGGAGAUUCUCAGUGUAGCAAAUGACUGGGCACUUUGCAAUGGGAUCAGUAUAAGGUCUGGUGCAGAUGGAGUUGAAGCUGAAAAAGCCGUCCCAGCUCCCUACGCUCUGUUUCCUAGUGUUGUUCCGGCUCCUGUCUUAGAGCAGGCUAAAUCUACCAUGACUCACUUCAGCCGACUCAUGCAUAAAGUCUCUAUGGACCAUGAGUUUUUAGAACAGUCUUUGAAAAAUGUUAUUCAAGUGGACCCUUUCAUGCUGAGCUUGUGGAACAUCUACUGUAAAGUCAGGGAGUCGGGGAUCAAGCAGCCGCUCCAUCUAGGCUUGUUCCGAAACGACUUCAUGAUGAACUGCCUUGAUAGUAUUUCUCCUGGUCAGAUUGUCGGUGCAGACCGGCUUGAGCUCAAGCAGAUUGAGUUUAAUUCUAUUGCUGCAAGUUUUGGGGGACUCACAGGGCAGAUUGUAGAUUUGCAUAGACUGUCUCUUGGAAUGGCUGGGAAAGAUAUUAAACCAGAACAGAUUCCUGACAACAAGCCUGCUGUAGGACUUGCUGAUGGCAUGGUUAAAGCAUGGGAGCUCUACGGAAGUCCCAGGGCUGUGAUCAUAUUCUUAGUGAGUACCUUGGAGCGAAAUGUCAUGGAUCAAAGAUGGCUGGAGUUCAAAGUGUACGACAGAAACCCCAAUAUCCGUAUUCUCCGCAAGACGCUCUUAGACAUUAAUAAUCAUGGGCAUUUGGAUGACCAGAGCAGACUCAUCAUAGAUGGGGAUGAAGUAGCAUUGAUAUACAUGAGGGAUGGAUACACUGCAGAAAACUACACUUCUCAAAAGGAAUGGGAUGCAAGGCUGAAAUACGAACUGUCUCGUGCCAUCAAGUGUCCUUCUGUGCAGUAUCAGCUCGUCGGAGCCAAGAAAAUCCAACAGGAGCUGGCUCGGCCCGGGGUUUUGGAACGCUUUGUCUCUGACCCACAAGUGGUCAGCACACUGAGGGCUACCUUUGCUGAUCAGUAUAGUCUGGAUCUGAAUCAAGAAGGAGAUGCUGCUGUAAAGCUCGCGUUGCAGUCUCCGGCCAAAUUUGUAUUGAAACCCCAACGCGAAGGUGGAGGUCACAACUUGUACAAUGAUGACAUCACCAAUUUCUUCACCGAGCACAAUCAAUCCAAAGAGCGGAGUGCGUAUAUUCUCAUGCAGAGAAUAUUCCCAUGGCAACAGAAAAACUAUCUUGUCAAGCCUGGAGUCCCUUUUGUUUUGUCGGAUGUCAUCAGUGAACUAGGAGUAUAUGGAGUAUAUAUUGGAUCUGCUGACUCUGAGGUCGUGAACUAUGAAUGUGGUCAUAUGAUGAGGACCAAGAUUCAGGGCACGGAUGAGGGAGGCAUUGUGGCAGGCUUCGCCGUUUUGGACACCCCUCUAGUCAUCUAGAUAAUUGUUUAUCUUGAAAAUUGUUCUUCUAGAAAAAUUGUCUACAAAUGUAAAUGUUUACAGAACAGAAGUUCUUUGUUUUGACAGUCUGUCUGUGUCUUGCAAAAUACUUUUAGCUUGAUCUGAAAUUAUUUUUAUAUCUGUUGCCAAACAUGUUUGUGAUACAAUUUAUUAUACAUUGAGUGAUAGUAAUUGUGUGGGAAUUUCAGAGAAAUAGAUAGUCUGUGUUCUUUUUGCCUUUGUCUUUUUUUGUCUCAAGAUUGCUCUCAAUAAAUUUGAUAGAUGGUAGCAUGUUGGUGAGUAUUUGUAGGGGGAAGUAGCUCUUGAUUAUGAAGUGCCAGAUCUGAAACAGACAUUGGUGAUCAUGGUUUGCCACUCAUUUCUGUGCUUGGGCGCUCUUAAAAAAACAGAUUUUUCCUAUUCUUUCCCCCAUCACCCCUCUGCUCUAGUGUUUAGAGUAAAUUGUUCUUGAUCUACCGCUGUCAGUGUUUGGGAAUUGUAUUUUACUUUGUAUUGACCUCUUUUCCACUGUUGACUAUGGUGGGAUUGUUAGACUCUUUGCUGUUGCGUGUAAAAGAGAUGAGUUUGGUUGCCAUAUAUGAGGGAAAGUUUUUUCUGUUUAUUAAGUUGAGUGUUUUGAAAAUGAUCCAUGGGCAUGUUGUGAAUGUACAGAAAUAUGUGUGGA
Aplysia californica (California sea hare) is the source of this 2488-nucleotide messenger RNA. Its product is annotated as glutathione synthetase. Lineage: Eukaryota; Metazoa; Mollusca; Gastropoda; Aplysiida; Aplysiidae. The record is from RefSeq and is a predicted model, not a curated record. Gene Ontology annotation, biological process: glutathione biosynthetic process. Gene Ontology annotation, molecular function: glutathione binding; ATP binding; glutathione synthase activity. Gene Ontology annotation, cellular component: cytosol. The transcript is spliced from 13 exons. The coding region runs from base 346 to 1803 and encodes 485 amino acids.